GUUACUAUGAUAGCGUAUUAGCCCGCAGUGCUCGGCCGUGCUUUGCUGACAGUCACUAACACCUGGGUGCGCGACGCACUCUCGCGAUAUUCGGCUGGUGCGUGGCGUGUCUGUCAGUCGGUGAACACCACAGCGCACUCAUCACCAGAUGGCUGGCGGGCAAGACCCUAAGUGGCAGAAAGAUGCCGCCGACCAGAACUUCGACUACAUGUUCAAGCUGCUCAUCAUCGGCAACAGUAGCGUGGGCAAGACGUCCUUCCUGUUUCGGUAUGCCGAUGACUCGUUCACAUCGGCCUUCGUCUCGACGGUCGGCAUCGACUUCAAAGUGAAGACGGUGUUCCGCCAUGACAAGCGUGUCAAGCUGCAGAUAUGGGACACGGCAGGACAAGAGAGAUAUAGGACGAUCACUACAGCAUACUAUCGAGGUGCCAUGGGCUUCAUACUGAUGUAUGACAUCACCAAUGAAGAAUCUUUCAACAGUGUUCAGGACUGGGUGACUCAGAUAAAAACAUAUUCUUGGGACAACGCACAGGUAAUCCUAGUUGGAAAUAAGUGUGACAUGGAAGAUGAAAGAGUAAUCAGUUUUGAAAGAGGAAAGCAACUUGCAGAACAACUGGGAAUUGAAUUUUUUGAAACAUCAGCUAAGGAGAACAUUAAUGUGAAAGCUGUUUUCGAACGGUUAGUAGACAUAAUCUGUGACAAGAUGUCAGAGAGCCUGGACUCGGAUCCAAAUCUCAUGAAUGCUGGCUCUAAAGGAACACGUCUGACAGAACAACCUGCUGGCCCACAAAAUGGAAGCUGCAAUUGCUAACUGCUUCUGGAACUGUAAAUUAAUCAAAAUAAGCAGCCACAAUGUAAUGGGAAAUAAAUUUAAUAUGGAAUUAAAUAUACCUGAAUAAGGAUGUUAACAUUUAAAACAGAAUUGUACAGUAAAUAUGUUAUGUGAUUAAAAAUAUUUCUUAAUAGUGAUAAGUGCCAGUGUGUAUUUAUCCAGGUGUCUAAAUAAUGAGAACUAACCAAACUUAGGAAUUACACGAAUACAAUAACAGAAAGGUAAUUAAGGUGACUGCAUUCUAUGAUACUUAAAUAAACAAUAGUGUAAGAAAAUGUUUGUGUGUAAGAAUAUAUACAUUCUGAAUCAUUGAAAUCGAAAUAUGUGUUUUCUGUUUUUAUUGCUUUGUAAUUGUAGUUACUGUCCAUUAUCUCUGGCUUCUAGGUUUCUUGUUGUUCUGUAUUUUCUAAUGUCAAACAUGUUACCUCAGCCAGUUGUAAGUAUGAUAGCUAACUCUGUUUAAAACGAGGAAUAAACUAUGAAUAAUAUUCAUGGAGAGAUGUCAAUUUCUUGGGAAACAUUUUGUGGGUAUAAAAUAUAAUUUUUAUAAUUAAUGAGCAUUGUUCAAGAAUGUUUAUGAUGAUAAAAGCUUCAUAGAUCAAAUACACACUUCUUGAAGAACUGAAAUUCUUUUCACUGAAAGUCCUUCUGUAUUUCUACCUGUCUGUAUCUAGUGAUCAAUGCAAAUGUGUAGAGAAACAAAUUAAAUGUUCGUAUUAUGGCCUUAAGUAGAACUGUCAAACAGUUAGUAGCUUCACCUCCCAGUAUAAUAACAAUGUAUUCAAGGUAUUAUUACUGGAUAUUUCAGCAAAGAGCUUUAUUUGUUUCCAUGCAAUUGUUUGAAGUAGUAUGUGGCAUGUAAAGCAUUUUGUGUGCUCACUGUGUGUGUAUUUUCCUGAUCUAUGUGGCUUGGACUGUUGUGUUAUAUUAAGUAUUCAGUUGUCACAAAUGUGGUAUAUUUAGAGCUUCAAUAUGUUUAGCAUUUUUGAUAAUAUUUUCCACUUACAUAAAUAUUUGAAAAACAUUCAGAGUACCAUUACUUUUUAUAUCACAACAUUUGUGUUCAUCAGAUUUUUUAAGUAACAAUGUUCUUUGGCCAUAUACGUUUGUUUCAGAACCUUUCAUUUUCUAUUUUAUCUCUGGUUUGUUGACGCAUGUCUGUAAAAGAUAUUAUUUUUUAUAAUUGGUUCUCAAGACCAUCAAUUGAGUACUAUUAUUAAUGCAUAUAGCUAUUAACACCGGAUGUCAUUGUGUGGCACAUCAUUGACUAUAAAACUGAUUGUAUGUUUAAUACAUGAGGGGUAGCAAAUCUAUAUUUUUAGACUUUAUUCAUGUAUGUCCUGAAAUGUAGGCCUACAGACAAAAGACUUUCUUUGUGUUCAGUGUCAAGGAAAAAAGUGUUAUUAGUUCUUUUGGACUAUAACAUGGGUAACAAGCCACUACAAAGAACUACAGCCAUUAAAAAACCAAGUACACAAUUUUUAUGUUAUUUUCAUUGCUGAAUUGUGUAAUAAAAUAUAACCUUCCACAAAUGCAA
Messenger RNA from Schistocerca americana (American grasshopper), 2369 nucleotides. RefSeq names its product ras-related protein Rab-3 (gene Rab3). Gene Ontology annotation, molecular function: GTP binding; GTPase activity. The record is from RefSeq and is a predicted model, not a curated record. Gene Ontology annotation, cellular component: synaptic vesicle; endosome; plasma membrane. The transcript has 5 exons. Gene Ontology annotation, biological process: protein localization to plasma membrane; regulation of exocytosis; protein secretion. Lineage: Eukaryota; Metazoa; Arthropoda; Insecta; Orthoptera; Acrididae. The coding region runs from base 149 to 811 and encodes 220 amino acids.